CAUGCCCCAAUUAUCACACCACCAAGCAUGCCGUCUCGGUUACAUUGGCUUCACCCGGGCUGAGCAUCGUCGCAGACACCAACAGCUGCGGUCUCCCUCCUAAACACCAUCACUGUGGCUAAUUGGGCCUGAGCUGUGCGACCUGCUCCACUGCGGGACUCUUAAGAGGCACCUACGGUACAAUCGACAGGGCCCUUCGUUGCAACCUCCCAGAACUCGCAUUCACCAUGUUCGGCUGGACACGGCGCUUCUCCACCGCCACAUCUUUCCUCAAAACCACGACAAUGGCCGUUUCCUCCCGCCAGCAGCACACUUUCCAAGUCUUCCGCGAUGUGCCCCCACUUCGCAAGCUGCGUCGAGAGCUCCUCCUCUCCAACCGGACCGUCGGUCUCGUCCCGACCAUGGGUGCUCUCCAUGAAGGCCAUCUCUCCCUCAUCCGACAAGCCGCGGCCGAGAAUACCGACGUCUUCGUCAGCAUCUACGUUAACCCGACACAGUUCGGUGUAACGGAAGACCUCUCCAGCUACCCGCGCACUUGGGACAGUGAUGUUGCGAAGCUAGAGGAAUUGAAUGCGGAGCUGGCCCGCCAGAACACCAACAGCGGUCGCAUCACCGCCAUUCUGGCGCCUACCUCCAAGGUCAUGUACCCGACGCUGCCGCCUUCGUCCGAUAUCGACGGCGACGGAUCCUUCGUGACCAUCACCCCUCUCUCCCGGAAGCUCGAGGGAGCUUCUCGGCCGGUUUUCUUCCGUGGAGUUGCGACUGUCUGCAUGAAGCUGUUCAACAUUGUCCAUGCCGACCGGGCUUACUUUGGUCAGAAGGACGUGCAGCAAACCGUGGUCAUCAAGCGUCUCGUGAAGGACUUCUACAUCGAUACGGAGAUCAAGAUCGGGGACACUGUUCGUGAACACGAUGGUUUGGCAAUGAGUUCGAGGAACGUUUACCUUGGCAAGAGAAGACGGACAGUGGGUCUGGUCCUCUACGAAGCCAUGAAGGCGGCGGAGAAUGCCUACAACACUGGCAAGGUCAACCGCAGUGAGAUUCUUGACGCAGCGAACAGCGUCACUGAACGGGUUCUGUCUGAGCAGAAGGCCUUGGCGCCCACGGAGAGGGCUCUGUAUGAGGUUGACUACAUCUCUCUGGCUGAUCCGGAUACUCUGGACGAGCUGGAGGUUGUCGAUCCUGCUAAGGGCGCCAUUCUGAGUGGCGCGGUGAAGAUGGCUCCGCUGGAGGAGGCGAAGCCGGGCGAGGACUGCGGCCUCGGUGAUGGCCAAGUUCCUGUGCGUUUGAUCGACAACUUGAUCUUCAAGCCGCGGGUUUAAAAAAGCUCGUUCUGUCUGUCCGUUGCCCGAUCCAUUCAAAAGCAAGUGUCAUAUACCCGACGUCAUUUAAGUAG
Molecule: messenger RNA, 1396 nt
Organism: Aspergillus costaricaensis CBS 115574
Lineage: Eukaryota; Fungi; Ascomycota; Eurotiomycetes; Eurotiales; Aspergillaceae
Product: pantoate--beta-alanine ligase PAN6
Exons: 2
Coding region: 228-1322 (364 amino acids)
Biological process (GO): pantothenate biosynthetic process
Molecular function (GO): pantoate-beta-alanine ligase activity
Source: RefSeq, a predicted model, not a curated record